AUGUCUGAAGUCAUCCAAGAGAAGCCUACUCGUGCCUGCCCUAAUCUCUUUCCCAAAGAGCUGAUAAUCGACGAGGUUGAUGGCAAGGCAACCAACAUAAAGCUCAACUCUCUCAGGAGGCCUCAUAUGAGAUCCUUCCAUCUGUCUUGGUUGGGCUUCUUCUCUGCCUUCACAACCUGGUUUGCUCUCAACCCCUUGCUCAAGAAGACCAUUGCCCCAUUAAUCGGAAUCACUGCUGGAGAUGUAGCUAACUCGGACAUUGCCAACGUCUCUUCGACUGUCAUUGCUCGUUUCUUCAUCGGUGGUUUGGUUGACAAGUUUGGGCCUUCUCGUGCUAUGGCGUUUAUUUUAAUGGCUGGUAGUCUCCCCAUUGGCUUAGUCGGUUUGGUUAACUCAGCUGGUGGUCUCAUCGUAUUGAGAUUGUUUGUUGGUAUAAUUGGUUCAACAUUCGUACCUUGUCAAUACUGGACCACCGCUCUCUUUUCAAAGAACAUUGUUGGAACUGCAAAUGCCAUUGCUGGCGGUUGGGGAAACAUGGGAGGAGGAUUCACCUUCUUGAUCAUGCCUCAAGUCUUCAACUUGAUGAAAACCAUUGGUCUCUCUGUUGGCAACGCCUGGAAAGUAACCUACGUCUUCCCCGUAAUCAUUUGCUGGAUUGUCGCUAUACUCUGCUUGAGAUUCGGAGAUGACCACCCUGUGAUAAAGACCCUUCCCGUCGCCGCUGAAACUGAAAUCCUCAAGGACAAGCCCGAAGAAGGUGCCACUGCCGUCAUCGACACUAUCGCGGCUCCUACUCAUAUUCUUGGCGGUGCUGCUGAGAAGGUCCCGUACUGGAAGAUUAUGCUACGAGCUGUCACUAACCCCUACGUCAUCAUUUUAAUGUUCUCUUAUGCUUGCUGCUUUGGUGUCGAACUCUCUGUUGACUCUCAAAUCGCCAACUACUUUAUUGGAAAGUAUGCUUUGGAUCAAACUACUGCUGGACAACUCAGUUCCAUCUUCGGUCUCAUGAACUUCUUCAGUCGUGCAUCUGGUGGACUUUUAUCGGAUCUGAUGUUCCACUACUUUGGAAUGCGAGGAAGAAUAGGAAUUAGCGCCACCUUCUUCUUCAUCAACGGCAUUGCUCUUAUCGGAUUUAGUUUCGCAGACACUUUGGGUGCCAGUAUUGGCUCUAUGGUUGUAUUCUCAUACUUUACUCAAGCCCUGUGCGGUACUACCUUUGGUAUUGUCCCAUUCGUUGACAGCGGAAUUAUGGGUGCAGUGACAGGGCUGGUCGGUGCUGGUGGUAACAUUGGAGGUGCUAUUUUCAACUCUAUCUUCACCGCCUAUGUCACAAAUCUCUCUGGUGGCUUCAGAGUUAUGGGAAUAAUUGUACUCGUUUGUGGAUUCUUGCCAACGUUUGCCCUACGAGUACAAGGCUCCAUGUUGCUCUUCAAGACCAAGUAA
This is a messenger RNA of Synchytrium microbalum, 1443 nucleotides long. RefSeq lists its product as uncharacterized. The transcript has 9 exons. The record is from RefSeq and is a predicted model, not a curated record. NCBI's taxonomy places the organism in Eukaryota, Fungi, Chytridiomycota, Chytridiomycetes, Synchytriales, Synchytriaceae. Gene Ontology annotation, biological process: transmembrane transport. Gene Ontology annotation, molecular function: nitrate transmembrane transporter activity. Bases 1 to 1443 code for a protein of 480 amino acids.